AUGAACCUGGAAAUCAUCUACAUGGAAGCCUUAAAGAGCAAUAGAGUGAAAUCAGUAACUCCCAAUCCAAAACAACAGUUCAAAUAUCACCCUAGGGAGCAGCGUUUAAAGAAAGCCAACACACACAUAGGCUACGUCCCCUCGAAUAUCCCAUUAUUAGAGCAUCCGCAACUUCCGAAAAUCGACUUGCAUGCCGUCAUCGAUGGAAAUCCCCUGCUGGCCGCCCUGCUAUUGGGUGCAUCUUUAGGACUGUCUCCCAAGCCCGCAGCCCCCAACCAUCCCGAACUGCUUCCCAUAAAUCCAUACGUCGCGCUCCUGUUAUCUCAGUACGGGCGGUAUGUGCCCCUUCAUGGCGGGGCCAGGGGCAUAUACGGAUACGCUGCGGCUAACAAUUUUCACAAUAAUAAGCCCUUCGGGGCGUACAAGGUGUACGAGGAUGCGAAACGACGGUAA
This is a messenger RNA of Anoplophora glabripennis (Asian longhorned beetle), 453 nucleotides long. RefSeq lists its product as uncharacterized. The record is from RefSeq and is a predicted model, not a curated record. Lineage: Eukaryota; Metazoa; Arthropoda; Insecta; Coleoptera; Cerambycidae. The transcript has 2 exons. The coding region runs from base 1 to 453 and encodes 150 amino acids.